CUCUCUCUGCUCUUGCUCUGUUCUUGUUGUGUUCUUCUUCCUUUCCCACCACGCGCUGCAGCUGGGAGAAGAUCAAGCUGUGGAGACACGGCCUUGUUUGCACUUGACGUAGAUAUAUUUUGAACGGAAAGAUGACGCGGUUGAUGCUGGCGUCCCUGCUGCUACUGCUGCAUCAUUUCACGCCCGCGACCGGCUUUACGACGACCGGCUCGUGUAGAUGCAAUCUCCGAAUGAGCUCUGGGUCGCCACGAACUCCGACGGAACAGCAAGGCGGGGUGCCGGAGUCGCGGCAAAAAUUCCUCAGUGGAUUAUUCGGGGGUGUGACUGCUCUAGCGCUACCGCUCGCGGCCCUGGCUGAUCCACCGCUGGAAAAGUUCAAGAAAGAUGAGGUUUGCCUUCAGAGGGGCCUGAACGGAGCCUGUGUCAAGUUCGGAGUUGACGAUACUAUGGAGGAGGUGGCAAGCAUUUCGACAAAAGCUCCGGCACAGGAAGAGCCGGAGAGCGAGUUGAUGGCGACACUAAAGAGAAGAACAAUAGAGAACAAGGCCAAGAACGACGAAGAAAUCGCCACUAAAACUUUCGCCAACGGGCAGUCUGGAGAGUUCGGGCCAUUCAGCAGAUAUGUUCCAGUCAAGCACAAGGACACGGGAAAGUUCGAGCUGGUGCUCAUCAGCGAGCUGGAGGAAAUGAAGCGAAAUGGCUUGAUCGUUAGCGAGCGCCUCGGUGACGUUUUCGUCGACCCGAAAUGAGACGAAGAAGGCACACCGUUCAGCUCAUGCAGGAUGUUGGUUCGAUAUAGGCACGGCAGACUUUUGGCACGGUGUACAUGCUCAGUUUCCUCUCGCUCUUUUUCGUCUCGGUCUUCCUUCGAAUCAAUAAUUGGGCUGGGAGGGGAAUGGAGAGGGGAGCGGUCGUGUAGACAGACUGGAGUUUCCUACAUGCCCCUUCCCUUCUUUUGUUUCCUGCGGUGUUUGUCUUCAGUUUCGAACGUGAGGACCGUUCAGCAGUCGCUACCCUCUGUCUUGAGAGUACUCACGAUGUACUAACACUGAGACAAGGCCUUGGAGAUGGACCAAGAGAGAGAUACGAAUCAUGGUGUUCCGUGUAGAUUCAAACGUGAGCGCGGGUCACGUCCGCACGCCUUUAUAUUAUAUUUUCGACCUUUGUCUGCGUUUUGUUUUCAUCUGUCGAGAAUAAAGUGAGCCAACGUCAUAGCAACAUUAUGGCAAUACGAAGUAGAGUAUGAUCGGGCAACAUACGCAACGUCGUUGAGCUUGCUUUUGCGCUGAUGCAGCCUUGCUGCUGUGGCCCUUGGUGUGCACGCGAACACUCGAACGUUUGAUACACGUUUGUACCUGUGUUUACUUUC
Ectocarpus sp. CCAP 1310/34 is the source of this 1369-nucleotide messenger RNA. The record is from the annotation of a GenBank genome assembly. NCBI's taxonomy places the organism in Eukaryota, Phaeophyceae, Ectocarpales, Ectocarpaceae.